Hydra vulgaris (swiftwater hydra) is the source of this 617-nucleotide messenger RNA. The record is from RefSeq and is a predicted model, not a curated record. Lineage: Eukaryota; Metazoa; Cnidaria; Hydrozoa; Anthoathecata; Hydridae.
AUUGUUUGUGUUCAAGUGUACUUUUCUUGUUAGGGACAUUAAGAUUAUUUAAGAUUUCUUGUAUUAAGUGUUUAGACAGAGAUUCCUCAUUAUAUUUUUAUAUGGAUAACAAAAUUAAUUGCUGCUUUGUAAAUAAUUAUGGAGCUUGUUAUAAACAAUCAUAUACUCAAGAAAGAAAUCUGAUUGAAGAUAUUGACAGCAAUGAUCAUAAGCUACUUGAAAAACGAACAAAUCUGAAACAAGAACAAAUUACUAAUUUAUGCACACGCCAUCAUGAUAUGUUAGUUGUAAGAUAUGAGGGUAAUCAGAAAAGUUGCUGUAAUCCAUUUCUGAGUCACCAAAAGGUGUGUAGAGCAUCUCUACGUGUGAUUACAAUGCAUUCUGUGUUAGAAGCAGAAACCAUAUGUUUAAAUCUUAUACCUGGAAAAAAACUUCUAACCUGUCGAAGUAAAGUUAUGACAUGUUUAUCAAAAAGUAUAAGAAAAGCUCUUCCUGAUGUAACAGUUCAACUGGUCAAGACCUUUUACGAAGACGAUGAACAUAGCCGUAUAAUGCCUGCUAAAAAGGACUAUUCUCAAAAAGACGACAUAAAGCUUCUAAACAUAAGCUUUUCUUAA